Messenger RNA from Pristis pectinata (smalltooth sawfish), 6730 nucleotides. It is a transcript of the gene depdc5, whose product is annotated as DEP domain containing 5, GATOR1 subcomplex subunit. The transcript has 41 exons. The record is from RefSeq and is a predicted model, not a curated record. Gene Ontology annotation, biological process: cellular response to amino acid starvation; intracellular signal transduction; negative regulation of TORC1 signaling. Gene Ontology annotation, cellular component: lysosomal membrane; GATOR1 complex. Bases 54 to 4826 code for a protein of 1590 amino acids. Gene Ontology annotation, molecular function: GTPase activator activity. NCBI's taxonomy places the organism in Eukaryota, Metazoa, Chordata, Chondrichthyes, Rhinopristiformes, Pristidae.
CCCCGCCGGACACAUCUCCGGAGUGACGCCGGCCGCGGUGCCGGGUGUCAGCGAUGCGAACCAACAGGGUUUACAAGCUGUGGAUCCACAAGAAGGGCUUCGGCGGCAGCGACUAUGAACUGAUGGUGAACCCCAAAGUCUUCCCUCAGGUGAAGCUGGGUGAUAUUGUGGAGAUUGCACACAUCAAUGAUGAGUACAGCCCUCUACUUCUGCAGGUGAAGUCAUUGAAAGAAGAUCUGCAGAAAGAAACUAUCAGUGUGGACCAGAUUGUUGCCCAGGUAUUUAAACUCCGAGCUUACCAGGAUGUCUAUGUGAACAUUGUGGAUCCCAAGGAUGUCACCCUUGAUUUGGUGGAGUUGACCUUCAAGGACCAGUACAUUGGGCGCAGUGACAUGUGGCGGCUGAAGAAAAACCUGGUUAACACCUGUGCUUACAUUACACAGAAAGUGGAAUUUGCAGGAAUAAGGGCACAAGCAAGUGAACUUUGGGUCAAAGGUGAAAAGGUCACAUGUGGAUACAUAAGUGAAGACACCAGGGUGGUGUUCCGAUCUACCUCUGCCAUGGUCUACAUUUUCGUCCAAAUGAGCUGUGAGAUGUGGGACUUCGACAUUUAUGGUGACUUGUACUUUGAGAAGGCUGUAAAUGGUUUCCUUGCUGACCUCUUUGCCAAGUGGAAGGAGAAGAAUUGUAGCCAUGAAGUGACAGUGGUUUUGUUUUCUAGAACUUUCUACGAUACCAAGUCAGCAGAUAAAUUUCCUGAGAGUCACCGAUCCUCCGUUCAGCAGGACCACGAGGGACGGUUCUAUGAAGACUUUUAUAAAGUCGUGGCCCAGAAUGAAAGGCGGGAAGAGUGGACUUCACUACUUACAAUGAUUAAAAAGCUCUUCAUCCAGUACCCAGUGUUGGUGCGGUUGCAAGAAGCAGAUGGUUUUCCACGUGGACAGAACUCGACAGCAGCCCAAGGAAACUACCUGGAGGCCAUCAACCUCUCCUUUAAUGUGUUUGACAAGCAUUACAUAAACAGAAACUUUGACCGCACUGGACAAAUGUCUGUCGUUAUCACGCCAGGGGUAGGAGUGUUUGAAGUUGACCGGCUGCUGAUGAUUCUCACCAAACAGCGGAUGAUCGACAAUGGUAUUGGUGUUGACCUGGUGUGUAUGGGUGAGCAGCCUCUUCACGCUGUGCCCUUGUUUAAGCUGCACAAUCAAAGUAUCCCUGGAGAUUCUCGUCUGGGUGACGACUACAACAUUCCCCACUGGAUAAACCACAGCUUUUACACCUCCCAGAGUCAGUUAUAUUGUAACGGCUUCACUCCUCGCAUCAAACUGGCGGCAAGGAAGACACCUGCAGAGAAAGGCAAGACUAGUCGAGAUAACACCAUUGGCGCCAGCGGCCCGAAGGAAUCUGAGAACAGCCUCCCAAUCCAGGUGGAUUAUGAUGCCUACGAUGGUCAGGUAUUCCGAUUACCAGGACCUUCUCGUGCCCAGAGGCCCACCUCCUUCAGGCCUGUUCGGGAGAAUCACACCAGAAAGAGUUCCAGCUCCUUUGACGUUUCCAACAGCCCGCCCCACCACCGAGGGACCCUGCCCCUGGAAGAAGUCCGGAGCCAGGCCUCUGACGACAGCUCCCUGGGAAAGAUUUCAAAUAUCCUCCUGAUCCCACGGCCCCACCUUCACCAGUACGAAGUCAGCAGCUCUCUGGGCUACACCAGCACCAGGGAUAUCCUGGAGCGAAUGAUUGACUCACAGCAGCGGGAUUCCAGUGCUCCGGGGCGGUUCCACGUGGGCAGCGCCGAGUCCAUGCUCCACGUCCGGCCGGGAGGCUACACCCCGCAGCGGGCGCUCAUCAAUCCGUUCGCUCCUUCCCGCAUGCCGAUGAAGCUGACGUCUAACAGGAGGAGGUGGAUGCACACGUUCCCCGUCGGUCCCUCUGGGGAAGCCAUCCAGAUCCACCACCAGACCCGGCAGCACAUGGCUGAGCUUCAGGGCAGUGGCGCCCGCGACGCCACGCACUCCUCGGCGGAACUGCUGGAGCUGGCCUACCACGAGGCCACGGGCAGGCGGGGCACAGCCCGACAGGCUGCCGAUAACCUGUCCUUCCUUGGUUGUACGGGAACGGACGAAUUUGCCAGCAGCCCAGCCAGCAGUCACAGUGCAGGGACCCCUCUGAACCAGGCGUCAUCCCAAGAGAACUCCUCGACUGGCCGUGAUCCAAUUCUGAUGCUGUCUGCUCCUCCUGUAGUGCCCAGUUUCUGUUGCACAGUGGGUGUUGACUGGAAAUCUCUUACCACACCCGCCUGCUUGCCACUCACUACAGAUUACUUCCCCGACCGGCAGAGCUUGCAGAAUGACUACACGGAAGGCUGUUAUGACCUCCUCCCAGAGACUGCUGUUGACAGGAGAGAAGAGGACGGGCCUAUCACGUCAGCCCAGCAGGUGUUUGAGGAGUUCAUUUGCCAGCGGCUCAUGCAGGGCUACCAGAUUAUUGUGCAGCCCAAGAACAAGCUGGCCAGCACUGCAGCCCCGGCCCCCCUCAGCAGCAGCCCCCUCUACACACGAGGUCUGGUGUCCAGGAACAAGCUGGAAGAGGAGGAGAUCUCGUACUGGCUGAGCAUGGGACGCACCUUUCAUAAGGUCUGCUUGAAGGACAAGAUGAUAACUGUCACUCGUUACCUACCCAAGUAUCCCUAUGAAUCUGCUCAGAUCCAGUACAUCUACAGCCUCUGCCCACCACAUUCAAGCACAGAGUUUGUGUCAUGUUGGGUGGAAUUCUCUCACGAGCGUCUGGAGGAGUACAAAUGGAAUUAUCUGGAUCAGUACAUCUGCUCGUCAGGCUCCGAGGAUUUCAGUUUGAUCGAGUCCCUGAAGUUCUGGCGAACUAGGUUCCUGCUGCUGCCAGCCUGCGUAACGGCCACGAAACGUAUCAUGGAGGGUGAGAGUCACUGUGACGUUUACGGGGAGAAGCUGCGUUCAGACCAGGAGGAGUGGCAGCUGCUGGACGGCUUCAUUCGAUUCGUGGAGGGUUUGAAUAGGAUUCGGAGAAGGCAUCGCUCUGACAGAAUCAUAAGGAAGGCAGCUCCCAUUAAAGGCCUGCAGAUGUCCGGCUCCCUGUCAAGCUAUCCCACUGAACCAGCAGGACCCCCACUGGGGAAGAAAGGAACUUCAGCUCUGUCUGCCUUGCUGGAGAUGGAGGCCAACCAGAGGAGCUUUGAGGAGCAGCAGGCAGCGGUACACUCUGGGAAGGGAGCUGCCUCGUCCUCGGAGAGCACUCCCCAUUCAGGGGCAAAUGUCGUCAUCACUCCCACGCAUGUGGACAGUCCGAGGAAGGUUCAAGGAGACCAGAUGUUGAUUGGCACCGACCAUUCAGAUUACAGCCCAGCUUUGGCAACCACUGCUGCAUCUGGGGACAGAUCAGGCAACUUGCAGACCUCUGCCAUGGGAGUCGCUCAGGCUGUGGGGGACCAGUGUUUGGUCGCCACCACAGGAGAGGGAAGCAGCCAGCUGUCCUCUGGGAUCGCAAACGCAUUGACUUCCUCCUCGUCUCUCGCAGAGAUCCUGGAGACAAUGAAGCACCCCACUACUGGUAUUCAGCUGCUUCCUGAACAGAGAGGGCUGCACCCCAAUUGCUUCAUCAGCGCGGAAGUGGUCCACUGGCUCAUCAGCAAUGUUGAAGGUGUCCAGACGCAGUCCAUGGCCAUCGACAUCAUGCAGAAGAUGCUGGACGAGCAGCUCAUCGUUCACGCCUUUGGGGAAUCCAUGCGGACCUUUGUGUACGGUUUCUACCUGUACAGGCUCCUCUCAGACAAGGACACAGAGAAAGGGACUAUGCAGCCUUCCACUAUCUGGUACACUUCCACAAUGGACGACCUGGCUGCCUUCCAGCGCAAGUGGUUUGAGGUGGCUUUCCUCACAGAAGAGCGACUUCACGUCGACAUCCCUGCCUUCCUGUUACCGUGGUUACCCAGUAGGCCAGCAUCCUAUGCAAGUAGGCACAGUUCCUUCAGCCGCAGUUUUGGAGGACGAAGUCAAGCCGCUGCCUUACUAGCUGCCACGGUCCCUGAGCAGAAGACAGUGACACUGGACGUGGAUGUCAAUAACCGUUCGGACCGCGUAGAGUGGUGCAGUUGCUAUUACCACGGGAACUACUCGCUGAAUGCUGCGUUUGAAGUCAAGUUGCACUGGAUGGCAGUAACAUCAGCUGUGCUCUUUGAAAUGGUACAAGGCUGGCACAGGAAGGCCACCUCCUGCGGCUUCCUCCUGGUACCUGUCCUGGAAGGCCCGUUUGCUCUCCCCAGCUACCUCUACGGAGAUCCACUGCGAGCACAGCUCUUCAUCCCCCUCAACAUCAGUUGCUUGGUGAAGGAUGGAGCUGAGCAUCUCUUUGACGGAUUUGAACCCGAGACCUACUGGGAUCGGAUGCAGCUCCUUCAGGAGGCCAUUCUUGCCAGGUUUGGAUUUGUUCAAGACAAGUACUCAGCCUCGGCCUUUAACUUCCCUGCAGAGAACAAGCCACAGUACAUUCACGUCACAGGUACCGUGUUCCUUCAGUUGCCGUAUUCCAAGCGCAAGUUCACGAGUGGCCAGCAGAGACGGCGGAGGAACUCCACCAGCUCCAGCACCCAGAGUCUGUUCGGCGAGGAGAAAAUCGGCUACAACUGGGCCUACAACACCAUGCUGACCAAAACCUGGCGCUCUAGCGCCACCGGCGAUGAGAAGUUCGCCGAUCGUCUGCUCAAAGACUUUAAUGACUUUUGCUCCAAUAAGGAUAACCGCUUGCUGAACUUCUGGGAAAGCUGCCUGGACAAGAUGCAUUCCAGUGCACCCUGACAUGGGCAAAGCCAUAUCCACGUACGGCCAGUUGUGGCAUGUGCAUCUACCCUUCACCUGAUGGAAGGUCUGGCACAUGCACCCAAUGUCUUCCGGCACAUGCAUCCAAUCGCUUCCCAUCAGAAGCACAUUGAAAACUCUACGUGUUAGUUGAGCUACAACAACACCAGGGCACACUGCCCUGCACAUUCAGUUUCUUGCUGUCUCAGCUGAGAUUUCCUGAUGGCUAUUCCUUUAACAUCCCACUUCCACUCUCCAAGGUUGACCCUAGCGAUACGUUUGAUCACACUGACUUUAAAUGCAGGUAUUAUCUCAAGUCCAACCAGUCCUUCAAAAGCCUGGAAUACUUGAUGAAUCCUGUUGGGCAGAAGAGGGGGUGGCUUCCUGGGAUUCAAAAUAGAGAGGUUUUGGAAGUGAGUCCAGAAACUCUGAGGGAAAUUGGCUUCAUCGGUGAAUGCAUCGUGCAGUCGAUCCCCUUUGUUAACAAGCAUCUCCUUCCCCAACAACUAGCGAUUUAGCUUCUGUGGUUCCUGCUCACUCCAAGCCUAAAUGACCAGGUCCCCACACUUUGUUGCCACGUGCCUUUGCCUUAAACUGUGUUACAUUGUGAAGUCCUGGUACUGGCUGGCAUCACACUCCUGUUGAGCCUUUGUGUUAUUGAGAUAUUUCCCUCUCGUUAAGAAGUGGAAAGACUUGACAACAUGCAGAGUUGAACACUGCUGCAGGCACGGUCCUGCUAAUAACAUGUGUGACCCAUCCAACUUGUAACGUGAUCUACACCAUUUCCCGUUUCUUUUAUUUCAGGGUUACCUUCCAUAGUGUUCUCCUUUCCCUCUAACAUAGUGACACCCUCCCCAAGGGCAGUACCGAUGUUGGUCCUGAGAAUGGAAAUCCAUUUGUAGACUGUGCUGUGCUGAAAAUAUCCCAGUGUCUUCUGUUGAAUGAAUGCCAGAACCAAGCUCAACUUCCUUCGGGGCAGUUAUUACCUUACAUGAUUUAUAGAAAAUGAAACAACAUUUGUCUGCACUCGUGGAUCAGCUGAGAUGGGAAAAUCAGAAAACCAGGGCAGUUGGUGUGCCUGCUCCCUCCUGCAUGGACUUCUGAGUGGUGUUUCACACUGACCUGUGCUGCCAGUACGAACCAGGACUUACAUUGAACCAUGAAGGGGAAAAACCUGCCACUUUUGACACUCCACAUUAUCUCAGUGUAGUCACUAAAUAUGAGGAUAAUAUGGAAUAUUUGUUAGGCCAAUGCACUUGCGCAAGACAUUUUAAAUCCUCUCCUUUAAUUAUUACCACAGCCGGUGGACCCCCGCUGUUGUGUGACUGUGGGACAGUUGGUGAGUGAUUUGGGCUCCAUGAAAGUGCCCAUUUUCUCCAAUACUCUUGCAAAGAGAAACCUGCAUCUUUGACUGUUCCUCAACUUUAUCUUGAUAAUUUAUAUUUACAAAUAAAAAGAGGAAAAAAUGGUAGGUUUUUUUUACAAUCUUUGUAAUUCUGAAGAGCAAGUUGUUGGGCUGUGCAAUGUUAAAUCAUUAGAGCAAGAUUAAAGUGUCUCACUAGUGGAUUUGCAGUCUCGGUAGAUUUUCAGUAUGUCUCUUCCCUACGUUGAAAUGCUGAUCCCAAAGCCACUGAUGGCUGAAGAUGUGGGGCUGGUGGGAACUCUUCCUUCAUCCUUGGCACUUCACCCUUUGACCAAACUUCUCGUAUCUCGAUCUCCUCGAGCGGCUCAUUGUCAAUCACUGUCCAGCUCUCCUCCUGUGCUGACCUUGUGUGUUUCACUGCAUUAAAGGCACCGUGUGAAUACGACAGGAAUAGUCGCCACGUCCAUGGUGGAGAAAUGGCAGAUGGAGUUUAAUCCGAGCAAGUGUGAGAUGUUGCACGUCGGGAGGUCAAGUGUAUGGG